Molecule: messenger RNA, 992 nt
Organism: Ectocarpus siliculosus
Lineage: Eukaryota; Phaeophyceae; Ectocarpales; Ectocarpaceae
Source: the annotation of a GenBank genome assembly
AUGAUGCUUGAACGGGAGGCCAAAGUGCUCGGCAAGGGUGGCGACACGAGCGAAGAGGAUGAGCGCGUUUUGAUCGAAGAAGUGCACGACGCCGUCUCCGAUCUCGUGGAGCUGAUCAAAACUUUCCAAAACAAGAGCAAACUCGCCCAGGUGUUGACAUCGUCCCUGUUCAAGCGGCGCCAGGACGAGCUGAACGCGGUUAUGGACAGGGCCAUCUGGGGCCUGCACUUGGGCCUGCAGGUGCAGGUGGGACACAACGUUGCGCAGGUGGGGCACGACGUUGGGCAGGUUCGACACGACGUGGCGCACCUUGUCGAGAGGUCCACGGCGGAGGCUCAGGCGGAAUCUCUGGCUGAAGCCCGCAGGUCGAGGCGGCAGCGAAAGCUUGAUCAGAUCGAAAUCCCCGAGGACCACGUGUCGAUCACAAACGAGAUGCUGGGAAAGGGGGGAUUUGGCGUGGUGUACCUGGCCGACUACAACGGCCACAACGCGGCGAAGGUACAGCACAUCACCCACGGUCUCGGGAAGCCGGGAGAGAGCGACAUACCACUGAGUGGGCCAAGGAUGGGCGAGUCUAACGCACUGCGGGAGAAGGCCGAGCGCAAGGCAUUCCUGCGCGAACUGGACGCCAUGAUUCGCCUGAGAAACCCUCAUACCGUCAACGUCUACGGGGCGAUCACCUCGCUGCCGGGCCGCCUGGUUCUGGUCAUGGAGCUGCUCGCGGGCGGUGACUUCGGGCCAUCAAGGCGACGGUGCAUGGCGACCUUAAGUCUGCCAACGUUCUUCUGGAUGGCCGCGGAAGGGCAAAGAUUGGGGACUUCGGCAAGUCGAGGUGGGCUCAGAACACCGAGAGAUCCACAGGCCUUGCCACCUCCACCACAAAUCCGGGACCAAGUGCCCACGUCAGCUUUGCAUGGACUGCCCCAGAGGUGCUGGAGUCCAGUAAAACCUCCAAGGCGAGCGACGUCUACAGCUUUGGGAUGGUGGUGUAG